AUGACCACUAAAAAUUUAAAAAGAGAGGGCAGUAACGGUGAUAGUGGAGAUGGCGCUGUCACUGGUGAUACACAGCCACCAAAAAGGCAAAAGACAGAUCUCAUUCAACUCACUGACGACGACAUUGACAAGAUCUACGAUGAAUUCAAUCUAGAGAGUAAUCUACCACCUUCCACGAGAUUGCUGAGAAAUGAGUAUGGUCCACCGCCGAAGAAGCUUUUUCUCCAAGAAGCUGACGCAGGUUUACUCGAAUACAUGGAUAGAUCAGUUUCAGCAAUUUCUGGUAUUGUAAAGCACAGAUUUACUGAUUUCUUUGUUAAUGAGAUCAACGAGCUCGAUGACGUUGUCAGACUUAGUGAUUUGUCUUUACCUGCUGAUCAAUUGGUUGAUUCACGCCUCAAAGCCCAGGAACAGGCUGACAAGCUCGAUGUUAAGCAAUGGCCUGAAGACGCCUACGACCACCUCUCAAACAAGCUAAACAAUGAAACAAUCGAGAAAAUUAAACAUCUCACUCUUGCUGGUCCUUCAGACGAUACAGUCACUACAGAAUCACUCGGAGAUGACAAAGAAGCGAGAAGAAGUGUUCAUGAUAUCGUACGCGCUGUUUUUGGUGGUAGAUUCGAUACAUCUGCUACACCUGCCUCUGAAAUAACUAUUAAGUGGGUCAGAGGUGGUAAACCACGCAAGGAGCCAAACCAAUUCGAUAAAGAACACCCUUACAUUCACUUUACUCUCCAGAAAAGCAAUAGAGACUCGAGUGAUACUAUGAAUCACCUCUCACGCAUGCUGAAAAUUAAAGACAAACUUAUCAACGUUGCCGGUACAAAAGACAAGCGUGGUAUUACAACUCAGCGCGUCUGUAUCAAGAGAGGCGGCUUGACAUUGCAAGACGUUUGGAAAAGAGUUAACAACGCAGGCACUGCUGAAGAGAAGGAGAGGAAGAAGUGCAGAAGGACUAUUGAAGAGGCCUUAUCAGAGAGGGGAGAGAGAGGCUGCAGGAUUGGUGACCUUUCGUACGCAACUAAGAACUUCGAUUUGGGUAAUUUGAAUGGCAACAGAUUUGGAAUAAUUUUGAGAGACGUUGAGUGCGACAGUGAGGAAACUAUCCACGCAUCACUCAAAGUACUAUCGGAAAGAGGUUUCAUUAAUUACUUUGGUAUGCAGAGAUUCGGUACUUCAGUAGUACCAACUCACUAUAUUGGAUGGCUUCUCCUGAAAAUGGACUGGGAAGGUGCAUGUAGCAGCAUACUCCGCGUACAACCCAACGAAGAUGAAGAAUGCGUUAGAGGAAGGAAGGCAUGGCUGGAUGAUAACAACGCCAACGCCGCGCUCAAGAUACUGCCAAGGAAAAUGGUAGCAGAGAGAUCAAUAAUCGAUCACCUCAAGAAGCAACCAAAAGACUUUUUGGGUGCAUUGGGAAAAAUACCGCGCAACUUACGCACAAUGUAUGUACACGCGUACCAAUCCUACAUCUGGAACGCAGCGGUUAGUAAGAGAAUUAAAGAUUUCGGGUUAAGUGUAGUUGCUGGAGAUCUAGUGAUGGAGGGUGAGCAAGUAAAAAGAGUUGAAGACGGGGAAUUAGACAAAUACAAGAUAUAUGACGUGAUUAUGCCACUUGCAGGCCAUAACACCAUGUAUCCAGGUGGACAAGUUGGAGACAAGUACAAGGAGAUGCUCAAGACGGAUCAUUUGGAUUGGGAAAAGCUUUGGAGACCUCAAAGGGAGUAUUCGAUGGAGGGUAGCUAUAGAAAGAUGGUACACCUACCAAAGGAUGUUAAGUGGGAAGUGAUAAAGUAUGUUACAGGUGACGAGCAGCUUCUCAAGUCAGCAGAGGAGGAGAUGUUAGGACUACCAGUCGACAAGGUGGAAGGGGAGAAGAGAAAUACGGCAGUAAGCAUGAGCUUCAACUUGGGAAGUGGAACUUAUGCGACGAUGCUGCUGAGGGAGAUACUCAAAGGAAAUGAGAAAAGGGUGCAUGGGUGA
Messenger RNA from Wallemia ichthyophaga EXF-994, 1983 nucleotides. RefSeq names its product Pseudouridylate synthase 7-like protein. The record is from RefSeq and is a predicted model, not a curated record. Gene Ontology annotation, molecular function: RNA binding; pseudouridine synthase activity. The transcript is spliced from 2 exons. Gene Ontology annotation, biological process: pseudouridine synthesis. Gene Ontology annotation, cellular component: nucleus. NCBI's taxonomy places the organism in Eukaryota, Fungi, Basidiomycota, Wallemiomycetes, Wallemiales, Wallemiaceae. Bases 1 to 1983 code for a protein of 660 amino acids.